AUGCCCCCGGAUCUCAAUUCACUUCCUCCCUCCCGCUCCUCUUCCUCAUCGCCCUUCCAAACUCGCACCAUGCAAGCGUCUCUAGAAGAUGUUAGCUCCCAAUCGCCUCCUCCCCGCUCGUCUGUCUCCCUGCAGGCUGCGGCGACCAUCAACGCGGCGGAUCUCCUCCGUCAGUCGUCAAACAGAUCGCCACGCGAAAACAGAGCUGCAGAACGGCGACGCUCACUUGUGGCAAUGAAUUUGAAUCUCAAUGACCCCACUAUGCCUGGUCCUGGGGAGCUGCUCGGUGAUAAUCGCAAUUCGCGGAGAGGCUCUGUUCUGUAUAGCCCAUCGAGCUUAGUCGGAAGUCCUUCAACUGCAACUGGUGAUCCACACCACCAUCACCGGACGCCUUCACUGGGAGAGAUUCAUCAGGAGCUAGAAGAGGAACAGGAAGCCCAAGUGAACCGCCUUCUUUUGAUGAUCCGUAACCAGCAGGCUCAGAUACAACAGAUGCAGCAUCGGCAAAAUUCAGCUAAUGGCACCGCGGUCGAAGAUUCAACUCCAACUUCAGAACGGUCCGUAUUCUUUCCGCCACUACCGCCAGCGGCUUCUAGUCGUGACCGCAGACCUUCGCUCCAGUUUCCUCCUACCUAUUCACGGAGGCGAGAUUCUGACUCUACUGCCCCAAUACCAAUUGCACCACGACUCAGCAGCUUCCAAUCGGAUUACAACUUAUCUGCCCCAGAUACGCUUGGCCUAGGGAAUGACGGGUCCGGACGCCAAUGCAGUCGCGACGAGAGUGCAUACUAUCAAGCUGAGGCGGCGAACCUAACGCGUGAGAAUCAAAUGCUGCGUCAGAGGAUUAGGGAGCUAGAACGGCAAAUCAGCGAGUUAACAGCCUCCUCACCGUACGUGCCAAGCGAGCCGUCAAAUUUGACAACAUCCGCCUCUACCUCCACCUCCGCAGAGUCACUCAUAGUAACCCCAAGCAUAACAGAAAGUGAAGCGCCUUCCACUUCCCAAUCGCGCUCUCGAGAACGAGAAAAAGAAUGA
This is a messenger RNA of Uncinocarpus reesii 1704, 1035 nucleotides long. RefSeq lists its product as uncharacterized. The record is from RefSeq and is a predicted model, not a curated record. The coding region runs from base 1 to 1035 and encodes 344 amino acids. The transcript is spliced from 3 exons. NCBI's taxonomy places the organism in Eukaryota, Fungi, Ascomycota, Eurotiomycetes, Onygenales, Onygenaceae.